CAUUCUUUCAUUAUGAUUUAAUUACACUUCUCAAUUUUACUGUACAAUAUUGUGUGGGAGUAAAAAAUUGAGGUUAUAGAUUUAGCUUGAAACGAAAAUAAUUUAGCAAAUAUAGACUAUGAAUAGACUUAAAUGUGAAUGAAAAUCCAGGCAAAAUGGCACUGCUAGGCGCUCAAUUAGUUAUCACCCUGAUUAUGGUAUCAGUGAUACAGAAGUUGGGGAGUUAUUCGUUCGCGAGAUGGUUAUUAUGUUCGCAAAGGCUGUACAGGUAUUUGUAUCCUACGAACAGUGAGUUGAAGAGUUUGGCGGGAGUGCCGAAGGAUACUACGAAGGCUAGGAAAGGGAGUAAACAUGAGUCGAAUGGGAAGCCGGAGACAUUCCAUGUGCCUCGGAGCCUGGACAUCCAGCUGGAGACGGCGCCCGUGACACCGCUGGACGUGGUACACUUGAGGUUCUACACAGAAUAUGUGUGGAUAGUUGACUUCUCUCUCUACACUGCCAUUGUGUAUAUUAUGUCUGAGGUUUACACAUCAGUAUUUCCUCUGAAGGAUGAGUUCAACCUGAGCAUGGUGUGGUGCAUACUGGUGGUUCUGUUCUCAUUCAAAAUCUUACUAAGCCUCACAAAGCAGUACUUCACAAGUGAAGAAUCCAUCGGUGAGAGAUCAACCUGCAUCGUGGCGUUCUGCGUGUUCCUACUCAUAGCUAUGAUGGUGCUGAUAGUGAGUGAAGCUAACCUGGAAGUGGGGGUGGACCCGGCGUAUGACAGCUUCUAUGAAAAUGCUUCAAAGUUCCUUGAGAAUCAGGGAUUGUCUUCUGUGGGUCCAGCAUCAAAAUUAAUACUAAAAUUCUUCUUUGCUGUGUGGGCUGCUAUAAUCGGGACACUCUUCACCUUCCCUGGACUGAGAGUUGCCAGGAUGCACUGGGACUCACUUAGAUAUUACGGAGACAACAAAGUGAAACCCUUACUACUUAACUUUAACUUCGCCAUGCCGUUUGUACUGGUGUUGUUGUGGGUGAGACCCAUUACAAGGCACUACCUCACUGUGAGAGUGUUCAGCGGUAUGGAGAAACCACUCAUGACAUCAGAUGCCUUCGACACUCUCCGCCUGAUCCUCGUGGUGGGCACGGUGGUGACGCGGCUGGCGCUGAUGCCGCGGCAGCUGCAGGCGUACCUCGACAUGGCGCAGCGGCGUCUCGAUGUGCAGAAGAAGGAGGCUGGCAGGAUUACUAACAUUGAUCUGCAGAAGAAGAUCGCAUCAGUAUUCUACUAUCUCUGCGUAGUAGCACUUCAAUACAUCUGCCCCAUCAUAAUGUGUCUAUACAUGGCACUCAUGUACAAGACAUUGGGCGGCUACACCUGGACCGGAAUGUUCUAUGAAAGUGAAGAAGUCUGUGCGAUGAGCGAUAAGGCUGAAGGAAUCACUGAUGCUGUGGAUGGGGAAGGCAUAGAACAGUUCCAGCUGGCUUUGGAGAAUUUGAAAAUGGUAUUUACAGUAGACGUAUACCGAGGCGUGUUCGGCUUCGCAACCUGGUGGUGCUGCUUUGCGUGGUUCCUCACCACGUCGCUCGGCCUCGCAUACCAGACAUACUUCAGGAUCUCGUGAUACCCACACACUCACCAUAGAGUUCUAGUCACCUCUGCAAUCAGGUUGAGCGGGAAAAUAAAAAAUAUUGGUUGUUUGUAAGGUUAAAUGAAUGAUACAAAAUAUAAAGACAGAUUUUUUAUUAGUUUUAAUCUGUAUGACGUUUGAGUAGGCUCUUAACUAAAGAUAAACAAUCUUGACAUUACGUUAUUUUAGAAAGACAUAUAAAAAAGCACUGAUUAAAAUAACGCUUCAAUUGUUUGAGUGAUUGUUAUUUAAUAUUUGCAUUUUAAUUUUAAACUGAGUUUUGAAAUUAAAAGUCAUAUCAACAUUGUUGAUCUUUAGUUAAGCGCCUACUCAAAAAUAGAGUAUAGCUAUUUAUUUUGUCAGGCAAAUUGGCUACACAGAUUACUCUAAAUCUAUCCAAUUGUAUUUUUACAGCAAGCUACAGCUUUAUAUUGUUCAAAAACGUUUGCAGAAAAUAGCAUUGAAAUUGUAAAAAUACUCUCUAAAUGUAAAAAUAGACAAAUUGGCAGCAACUAUGUUUUACAUGUACAGAAAUAAAAAUACUACAACAAAAGUAUCAUUGACCCAGUUUUUAUGAAAAAUAUUUGUGAAGAGUCGUCGUUUUUGUUCGUUACCAUAUUAAUUUUGUUUUAUUUUUCUGUUCACAAAUAGUAGUGUGGUCAUUGGGUCACAUUGCACAAAGUCUACACUUUUAUAUAAGUACUUUAGUUGGUUUGCAAUGGGUUAUGUUCAAGUGUGAUUCCUAUGUACAAAGUUUUGAUUGCCGUACCGUAGUUGUAUUUUAAACCUUUUUAAAUACAGAUAAGAUUGUUUGUUGAUGUGUUUCUUUGGAGUGAUGCAACUUAAAAUAAUAUUACAACCUUUUUUACGGAAUCUCAUUCUGAGUCAGCGUUUAUCAGAAAAAAGAAUUGUCAUGUUAUAAAAGGAAGUAAGGAACUGGUUGUUAAAAAUCUAUGUGCGAAAAGAAUGGAAUUAAAAUAAUAAUGUUGUAAAGCCUACAUAAUAUUUGUUUAUACAAGCACAAAAUGCUUCCUACUGAAGUUAGAAUCUAGUAUAUAAGGCGCAUGUUGUAUUAGGACUGUUUUAUUUAUUUCUUUGUAUUGUAUUGGACUGUUUUUUCUAUUAAAAGGUUUAUAAGAA
Messenger RNA from Helicoverpa zea (corn earworm), 2750 nucleotides. It is a transcript of the gene emei, whose product is annotated as transmembrane protein 161B. The record is from RefSeq and is a predicted model, not a curated record. The coding region runs from base 156 to 1604 and encodes 482 amino acids. NCBI's taxonomy places the organism in Eukaryota, Metazoa, Arthropoda, Insecta, Lepidoptera, Noctuidae. The transcript has 9 exons.